AUGUCGAGCCCGGCGUUCCAGGCGUCAAACGCCCCUCAGAAGGUUCCACUUGUCGCUCCAAGUGAAUUCCUUUCUGAGAGACCUGGAGAGCCAGAUUGUCCAUACCUUAUAAAGACUCAAAAAUGCAAAUUUGGUAUGAGGUGCAAGUUCAAUCAUCUGAAGGACAAACUAGCUGCUGCUGUUGCUUCAGAAAAUUCUGAUGUUUUUGCCUUACCUGAGAGGCCUUCUGAACCCCCAUGUGCAUUCUACUUGAAAAUGGGGCAAUGUAAGUUUGGUGCAACCUGCAAAUUUCAUCAUCCGAAAGAUAUCCAGAUACCAUCAGCCCAGCAAGAGAAUAAAAUUGGAGAAAUUGGGACAACUAUUCAGCUAGAGGGAACUGGAUUUGCUGUGAAGCCUCCUGCACUAUCAUUUAACUCCAAGGAGCUUCCUGUAAGACCGGUUGAACCUGAUUGUCCAUUCUACCUGAAAACUGGAAGGUCAGCAUAUUUGCAAGUAUGGAGCCACUUGGGCAUGACUAAAGAGAACAGAAAAGGCACUAUGAGACAAUCUUGUUGCUGCCUCCACCACGCACUCAGUGCCGUUGGCAAUACCUCCUUUGGUGAGAAGAAGGCCACUCAGCUUACAACACUAGUUCUCCAAUUCUUGUUGCCUAAGGCUCAGAGCAUCAAUUGCAACUUUUACUUCAUCAGAGUGGGAUGA
Messenger RNA from Prunus armeniaca (apricot), 699 nucleotides. Lineage: Eukaryota; Viridiplantae; Streptophyta; Magnoliopsida; Rosales; Rosaceae. The record is from the annotation of a GenBank genome assembly.